Debaryomyces fabryi is the source of this 1851-nucleotide messenger RNA. RefSeq lists its product as uncharacterized. The transcript has a single exon. Lineage: Eukaryota; Fungi; Ascomycota; Pichiomycetes; Serinales; Debaryomycetaceae. Gene Ontology annotation, biological process: cristae formation. Gene Ontology annotation, cellular component: MICOS complex. The record is from RefSeq and is a predicted model, not a curated record. The coding region runs from base 1 to 1851 and encodes 616 amino acids.
AUGGAAAAUUUCGAAUAUGAUUGGAUUCUAACAACCAACGGAAUUAUAGGGUUGCAAUUAGAUAUAUUGUUAACAUAUACAUAUUCUUCGAUAUCCAAUAUUAUGAUUCGCACAAGUGUACGCAGAGUUGUUGUUAACUCGAACAAAUUUGAUGUUCGUAGCAUCUCUAAUUCGUCGAUACGUUUUACUGUACCAAAUAAUCAAACACCACCACCAGUAAAAGUGCCAACGACCCCAGUUGUUGUUGUGGAAGGUGGAAAUAAAGGUGGUAACAAAGGAGGAAAUCAAGGACAAAAAAAGAAGUUUUCGUUGACGGGAUUGUUGUUUAAGACUGCGUUUUGGGCAUCGGUUGUUUAUGGGGGAACUUUAUUUGUUGCUACCAAAAAUGACAAGGUUAUGGAUUUCAUCAUCGACAAGCAGCCACCAUACUAUGAAGAGUUGUUGAAUGUGAUUGAACACGGGUCAAUUGAAGACUUGAAGAAGCAGUUGAAGGGAGCACAACAAAAGAUCUCUGAUUUUGACUUCAAGUUUCCAUCAAAGGCUAAGAUUGACGAAUUUACCCAUGAAUUGGAAUCGAGGGGUGAAAACUUGAUCGAGGAAACCAAGAAAAAAUUGGGAACGCAUUCUGGUGUUAGACCAAGACAACCGGUUUCAGAUGAGACUUCUGCCCCUACACCAGCAGAACAAUUACAGAAGCCAGUUGAGACUGUCCAUAGGAGCGUUGAGCAUUUACCAUUAAUUCAAUUAGACAAAGGCAUUGCUUCCUCUGUUGAUUCUUCAAUUAAGUCCACCAUAAAGUCUUUUAAUGAUUUAAUCUUAUCCAUUGAUGCUGGUUCGCACACUGGUUCUAAGAACGAAUCAUUGAUCAGAGAAAUUACCGAAAACGUUAGCAAGUUAUCCAGCAAAUUGAACUCAUUGACCCUGAGUUUUGACGAAGAAUUGCAAAGCAAAUUAAAAAUAUCGCAAAGUGAAUUGUUAUCAUCUUAUACCAAGAAAGAAUUGGAAUUGACUGAAAACUUGUUACACCAAUUCCACCACGAAAAGGCGCAAAUGGAGAAGAAACUUGGCUCUAGAUUGAACCAGGAAAUCGAAGCUACUAAGCAGACUAUUUCUCAGGCCGCUGUUAACGCUGUGUCGAUGAUGAGAGUUGAACAAACUAAAAAUUUCGAAAAAUUAAUCAAAGAUAAAAUCGAUCAAGAAAGAGAUGGUAGAUUAGCCAACUUGGAAAAGUUGAACUCUAGAGUAACCGAUUUAGAAAACUUUUCAACUGCUUUAGAAUCUCAAUUGGUCACUAACCAUCAAAAGUCAUUAAUCCAACAAUCUUUAACUAAGUUGAAAACAUUAUUGUUAGGUACAUCUUCAGAACUGGAAAAGCCAAGAUUGAUCAGCCCUUAUGUUGAAAACUUAGCAAAGAUUUCUUCCGAAUCGAACGAUGAAUUGAUAGCCUUGGCCUUGCAAGACUUACAGCCAUUACUUUCUAGAGAAUCAACGCACUCCAUUUUGUCCACUCCUCAAUUGUUAACCCGUUGGGAACAAUUGGUUCCUGAAUUAAGAUCUGCAUCUUUAUUACCUCCAAAUGCAGGUUUAUUGGGCCACUUGUCCUCAAUGCUUUUCUCCAAGUUAUUAUUCCCUGUUAAAGGUGCUAAGCCAGAUGGCAAAGACAUUGAAUCAGUUAUUGGUAGAGUAGAAUCUAGUUUAGCCAGAGGCGAAUUAGAUGUUGCCGUUGAAGAAGUUGCUAACUUAAAGGGUUGGUCAAGAAAGUUGGCUGAUGACUGGGUCAAGGAAGGUAGAAAGAGAUUAGAAAUUGAAUUUUUGAUGAAGAUUAUCGAUGCUGAGUCAAAAAUUUUAUAA